UAUUAUUUUCUUUAUUAUUAUUAGCGGUGAGCGUAACCCGUCCAGGUCUGUGCCACGUCUAGUCUCCCAAGGAAGGAUUGUUUUCUCCAUUUUCCUCGUUAAACUCUAAAUAAGUCAACAGGAAACUUCACCAAUAACAACUUUAAGCUUCCUUCCUUUAAUCUGAGCCUGUGAGACGCCAGCCAUGCACAGCGCCGGCACCUUGGCCCUCACAGCGGCAUCCCUCCUCCUCCUCCACCUCGCCGCCUCCGCUUCCCUCCUCAAUGACCUGCACCCUGAGGACCACCUCGUGCCGCCCCCCAACACCCUCCUCAACAUCACCAUGGAGGGGGCGGCGCAGGACAAGGGCCCCCCCACACCCCCACCGAGCAUAACCAUAGGAAAACAGAAAACGGAGGGGAAAGCUGCCUCAUCCCUACCUCCAUCCCCUCCACCUCCACCACCCCCACCCCAGCCUGAUGCCAAGCCUAUGAGUUCCUCCUCAAUCACCCCAGAGAAGGCUAAUGAUAACCCUAGGGAAGGCAUGGAUGCUGCGGGCGAGGGCAGAUCACCUCCCUCAGCCGAAGACCUACCACGGGUGAACUCCAAGCCAGGAGAGAGUCAGCCCCCAGUAGUUGAAGGGGCUGAGGGUGGGGCUGUACCAGAGCCUGGGGGAGAGGCUGAGGCUGGGGUAGGAGCUGCGGAAGGGGCUGGGACAGGGGUAGAGAAUGCCAACAAUAGUGGGGGAAGGGAAGGGGAUGGAGGAGAAGAAACUGCGGAGGAAAAAGACGCAGAGAAAAAGGACGUUACCCCCGCCAGUAACCCCAAGCAGAACACCACACAAGGCGACACAAGCCCGAAGGUCCCCCCGCAGCCCCCACAAGCCCCCAGCUCAUCCCCGAUCCCGGAAAGGCCGCAAGAAAAAGCACCACCUGUUGUCUCAUCCUCCACCACAACCACCACCACCACCACCACGCCAGGGCAGGUCAUAAGGGUGGAGGACACUAACAUUAAGCCCCCGGAGACUGAGGAGGUGGGGAGAGGGGAUGAGGAGGAGGAGGAAGAGGAGGAUGAGGAAGGAGGUAUCGGGGAUUUUGGGUUGGAGGAUAUUGAGAGUGAGAUCAACCAGGAGUCACCACCGAGUCUUCUCCCGCAAGGCCCAGGAGCAGGAGGGGGAGAGAUGAUAGAGGGAGGCAAGUUCAGAGACGACGAGGGGUCCCACUUCUUCGCCUACUUCCUGACGGUGAUGGUGACGGCUAUCAUCUUCUACCUCGUCUUCCACAACAAACAGAGGAUCAUGGCGCUCAUCAUCGAGGGCCGCGCACCCAACUCCCGCCGCCGCCGCCGCAGCUCCUCCCGCGCCCGCUAUACCCGCCUCGACAACAACCUGGAGGAGGCGAUCACGGCCACACGCACGGAUAAGGUGGACCAUCGCGCCCUCUAGUGGGGGGGCAGGAGGGCGCUGAGGGUGUGGGGCCGGGGCUGGCGGGGCUGGCUAAGGAGGCUGCUGCUGCUGAAAGGGCUGUGAGGCUUCGGACGGGGCUGGGGAAGGCUGGAUUAGGGUUGGGUGUGAUUGUGGAGUUUUUGAAUGUGGUUCAGGAAGAAAUCACGGGAAAACACAAUCGUACCUCAUGCACCAAGGGCAGAAUGGCAACUGAGAUAUGGCCAUACAGCACUGUAGGUCUAACAGAUUUCCUUCCGCGACGCUAAUUAACCCCCCAUGCUGGGAUUCCGGACAACGCUGGUGAUCUAGGGUUAACCAUUUCCAAUAAUAAUAGAGGAGAAAAGUGUAAUAAAAAUGGGAAACUAAACAAAGCAAAGAAGAAAAUAAUGAAAGAAAUAAAAGAAAAAUGUGAAAAAGAGAAAACCAGACAAAACCCAGCAUUUCAGCCCUAACUUAACCAUUUCCAAUAAUAAUAGAAGAGAAAAACUUAAUAAAAAUGGGAAACUAAAAGUGAAGAAGAAAAUAAUGAAACCAGUAAAAGAAAAACAAGAAAAAUAGAAAAAUAGACAGAGAAAACCCAGCAUUUCAGCCCUAACUCAACCAUUUCCAAAUAAUAAAACCAAAAUUAUAACAGAUGAAGAAACUAGAAGAGAAAACCGUGAUAAAAAUCGGAAACUAAACAGAACGAAAAAAAUAACAAAACCAGUGAAAGAAAACGAGAAAAAAAGAAAACCAGACAGAGAAAACCCAGCAUUUCAGCCCUAACUCAACCAUUUCCAAUAAUUAAAACAAAACGAUAACAGAAAGAAGAAAAUAAAAGAGAAAAACGUAAAAAAAAUUUGGAAACUAAACA
This is a messenger RNA of Eriocheir sinensis (Chinese mitten crab), 2276 nucleotides long. RefSeq lists its product as uncharacterized. The transcript has 4 exons. Bases 185 to 1423 code for a protein of 412 amino acids. Lineage: Eukaryota; Metazoa; Arthropoda; Malacostraca; Decapoda; Varunidae. The record is from RefSeq and is a predicted model, not a curated record.